This is a messenger RNA of Schistosoma turkestanicum, 728 nucleotides long. NCBI's taxonomy places the organism in Eukaryota, Metazoa, Platyhelminthes, Trematoda, Strigeidida, Schistosomatidae. The record is from the annotation of a GenBank genome assembly.
AUGAACAGUAUCAGUCAAGAAGCAGAUAAGUUAACAAUAGAAGGUCAAAUUCACAAAGCUUAUGAUUAUCUCAAAGCUUCAUUGAAAACACACGAUGAUGUUGAAUUGUUAUGGCGAUAUGCUCGAGCGUGUUCUCUUUGUGUUUAUUAUGUUCCAACGAGACCAAGUAAAGAACAGUGUGAAUCAUAUUUCACUGAAGGCAUGAAUGCUGCUAAGAAGGCAAUGGAAAAAGAUCCGAAUCAUGCUAAUUCUUUGACGUGGUAUGGUAUUUUAUGGAAUGAAUGCAAUAAUUUAAAAGGUAUGGAAGAAAGAUUCAAAUAUGCUUCACAAUUAUAUGAUAUAUGGACGAAAUCACAGAAGAUUGAUCCGAAUAAUUUUAUAACUGUUAGCAGUAUAGGAAUGUGGAAUUUUAUUAUGACAGAUGUAUUUAAUGCAAAACCAGAACUGUUCAAAGGUACAAAAUAUACUGGAAAGGAAUUUUCUUAUGAAACGGCAUUAAAGUAUUUGUUGAAAUCGGAAGAAUUGGCUCCUAUGCAAUCGGCAAUGACACUAGCGUUUUUGGCCAAAUGCUAUGCACGUCUAAAACAAACAGACAAAGCAAAAGAGUUUUGUCAAAAAGUACUCAAUUAUCCAAUAAAGCACGUUGAAGCAGAGGAGGCUAAGAAAGAAGUUGACGAAUUAAUGAAGACACUUUAAUGACUGUGUUUUAACAAAAACAUGAAUUGUCA